CCUAGCGCCCAGAAUCCGACCUAUGCAGCAGGCAAAUUUGUCGAAGAACAAGGAAACUAACAGAACUCCGCCCCAGCGUUUAGGCUUGUGGGGGCGUGACCUCAUUGAAGGCGGAGUGUCCCCGUCCGGACCCAGACCGGAAGCCUGGGUGGGGCUUCUCAGAUUGUCGCUCACGACUGUGGGGCGGGGCUAGCCUCGUAGUGAUUUCCCGGUUAGCUUUGGGAUUUACUUUCCCUCUUCCCAGCAGUUUUCUCCCCCAGAGCCCGGGCUCACCCGAAGGCACCUCUCCCCACCACUCGGAUCCGCUCGUACUUCUCCAUCUCAUUUCUCAGAACGCCGUUUCCGGAACGCCCCUACGGGGCGCGUGCGCAGACCUGCCCAUUCUGGAGCCCCGCCCCUUACGCUGUAAAAUUUUUGCGGGGCGGAGCGAGGUGUUUGGUUAAUUUGUUUGCUGAAUUGAACUGUGACCACAGUUCCCACACGAUAUCGCCUUUCUCUCACGACCCUGUUACACGUAAGGCCCAACAAAUAAGGCUAUACCCCGUUUCUUAGUGCGCCCCGCAAUGGCCAGCACGAUACCAGCCGCUUCCCACACCCGUGGCCCCAUUUGACCCUAGUAAAGUUUGUUAGAUGGAGGGAUGGCUCGUGCCCAAGAGUUACCCCUCAAAGACCGAAUGGGGUGGGAAGCGAGGACCGAGGCCCCAACUUCCCAUGACUGACGCUAUUUCAGAAGAAGGAUUUUCAUUGGCACGCAAACAAUAAACAACCAAAACUGAACCAAGGGGUAUGCCCAGACACCCCCCCCGCCCCCCAAAGCAACUGCCUUACACUUUUGGAGGUCGGAGGAGACUCUCGCCACCGUGAGGUCAGGCUGACAUCUAGUGGCCAGGAUUCGCAACUGCUGCAGACGCGGGCCUGGAGAGAGGGUCACCCCAGCUGUCUGGGCAAAUCCGCAGUCUUCCCCGCCCCAGCCUUCAGGGAGCCAGAGGAGGAUUGGGACUGUCUGUGGGAGGGUUGUGACAGCCGCUUGGCUCCAGGAACCCAAGAGUGGACUUGGAGAAUAAGUGAUGAGGGGUGACUCAACAGUUCCUAAGUGCCACUCUUCAGGGGCGCGGGAGAGUUUAUGGCAGACCCCAGAGAUGCUGGUGGAGAUUGAGACUGCAUGGUCGCUUUCAGGCUAUUUGCUCGUUUGCUUCUCCGCAGGGUAUUUCAUCCACGACACAGUGGAUAUUGUGGUUAGUCGUCAGGCUCGAGCUUCUUGGGAAUACCUUGUUCAUCAUAUCAUGGCAAUGGGUGCCUUCUUCUCAGGCAUCUUUUGGAGCAGCUUUGUAGGUGGGGGUGUUCUAACACUACUGGUGGAAGUCAGCAACAUCUUCCUCACCAUCCGCAUGAUGAUGAAGAUCAACAAUGCCCAGGAUCUCCUUCUCUACAGGGUCAACAAGUAUGUCAACUUGGUCAUGUACUUUCUCUUUCGCCUGGCCCCUCAGGCCUACCUCACCAAUUUCUUCCUGCAGUAUGCAGGCCAGAGGACCCUGGGCACCUUUCUGUUGGGCAUCCUACUCAUGCUGGAUAUAAUGAUCCUCAUCUACUUUUCCCGCCUCCUCCGCUCUGACUUCUGCCCUGGGCGUGUUCCUAGCCGGCAACACAAAGACAAAUUUUUGACUGAAUAAGAGAUGUAGAGCCUGGGACUUGCGACAAGGACAGCAAGCAAAACCAGGGACAGAAAUAGCCUCACACAUAAACAGACUCUGCACCAAGCCUGGGUGUCCUUUGGGUCCAGCCUUCCCACCUCAAAUCUGCACCCACACUAUUGAAAACACUAAUGAAAGCACUCCUCUGAAGUCCUGUUUUCUUGGGCAAGGGGUGAGGGAAGCAGACAGACUGGUUGGACAUGUAGAUGGGUGUGAAAACAAGGCACUACCUCAGCAGCAGCCAAUCCACAAUGCCCUGAAGUGUAUGCAACUCCAUAAAAAUAAUCCCUCUGAUCCCUCAAACUGGUACUGUUUUUACACACAACCUUUUUCAAGGGGUUUUGAGCAGGGGCAUUUACUG
This is a messenger RNA of Sciurus carolinensis (gray squirrel), 2052 nucleotides long. RefSeq names its product TLC domain containing 1 (gene Tlcd1). Gene Ontology annotation, biological process: membrane assembly; regulation of membrane lipid distribution; plasma membrane organization. Gene Ontology annotation, cellular component: plasma membrane. The transcript is spliced from 5 exons. The record is from RefSeq and is a predicted model, not a curated record. Lineage: Eukaryota; Metazoa; Chordata; Mammalia; Rodentia; Sciuridae. The coding region runs from base 1068 to 1670 and encodes 200 amino acids.